AGUUCAGCUUGAACCGUCGACCCGUUCGGAUUGGAACGUUUUACCGCGUGCGAACACCACGUGCUGCUGUUAAGCCGAUGCAAAAAAUAAGUUAGAUAUUAGUUCGGACCGUUCGGAGGUGGUUGUUAUUUAGUUCAUCGACGUUGUGUUUGUUUACAUCUGAAACGCGUGUCAUUCUGGUGGAAUAGCGGGCAGUGUACUGUUAAAUGGAAUUUUGCCGGACAUUCCUGCAUGUCGAGGGUGACUAGGAAGAGCUUAGUGUGUAAUUUUAUCUGUUGAGGAAGAAGCGAGUGUCUUUUAAGCGGAGAUGUGCAUAACUCAUUCCAUCGAUUGAUAACGAAUGAUUGUGUGAAAAAAUUGUCAAUAAAACUGCUGUGUUGAAACCGAAGAAAUAGUGUCAAAUUUGAAAGUGACUAAACGUCCCCACAACGGUUGAAGAAAAUAACGAGCGCAAUCAACUGCAGCGUCAAGAAAUAAAUCCAGCGGGAACCUUUAUAUGGAUCAAUAAUCAAUAUUCACAAUGAAUAACAAUGAAACCAAGCCAUCCGCCAUCGACAUAGAGAAGGGACGCCUAGAAAAUGAGCCACCCAACGGCGUACAUCACAACUCCUCUGCGGCGACGACAACGACGUCAUCAACCGCGGCGUUUACCAGCGAGAGCAACCCCCGCGACGCGAGCAGUUCAAGCUCGACCAGUGUGCGGGCCAGUCACGUCUUUCUGUACGUGAUUCAGUUUGUCGGGUUCGGUUGUUCGAUCGCGGGUGUCGUCCUCGUUUGGUACUACAUGGGUUGGGAGUUCGGAUUGCCGGCGGUCCUGAUCGCCCUGCUGGCGGUGCUAAUUGCCAGCGGGAAGUGGCGCUGGUUUUACAUCGCUGCCGUGACGGUCCCUCGGGAUGUGAAAGCUCUAACACGCUACAUCAAGUUGUUGAUUCUGGUGAAAAAAUACAACCGACAGAAUGCGACAAUCGCAGACAUCUUUGCUGGAUACGUCGCUAAGCAGCCGGAGAAAGCUUGCUUCGUCUUCGAAGGUCGCGAGUGGACUUUCAGAGAGGUCAGUGACUACUCGAACCGUGUGGCGAAUGUGUUCCACACGCAUGGCUACAAACGGGGAGACGUGGUUGGCCUUCUGCUGGAGAACCGGCCCGAAUUCGUGGCAACGUGGCUUGGUCUAUCCAAGCUUGGUAUCGUCAUUCCGCUGAUCAACCAUAAUCUGAGGAAGAAUGCCCUCCUGCACAGCAUUACCGUUGCUAAGUGUAGUGCGCUGGUGUUUGGAGAAUCGCUCCGCGAAGCGAUAUCGGAGAUCUCUGAUCAACUUCCGUCAACGCUGGCACUGUACCAGCUGAACGAUGCUGUCCAACAAACAGUAAUUCAAAACGCCAAAGACUUAGCGACAUUGUUGCAAAAUGCUUCGAAGGAACAACCAACAGCGAACGUCAAUAGACCUGACCAUCACGACCAACUGUUGUAUAUCUACACUUCGGGAACUACCGGACUGCCGAAGGCGGCCGUUAUCACACAUUCCAGGUUCGUAUUUAUUACGGCAGCCAUUCAUAUGGUAGCAGGUUUCCGACAUGAUGACAUCUUCUACACCCCAUUGCCGCUGUACCACACUGCCGGUGGUAUGAUGAGCGUUGGACAAGCCCUGCUGUUCGGAGCAACUGUUGUUAUACGAAAGAAAUUCUCUGCCUCUCAGUACUUUUCCGAUUGUCAGAAAUACAACUGCACGAUUGGUCAGUACAUCGGAGAAAUGUGUCGAUACAUCUUGGCAACUCCGGCUUCCGCAACCGAUAAGGCACACAAGGUUCGACUGAUCUUCGGUAAUGGCUUGCGUCCGCAGAUUUGGCCUCAAUUUGUCGGACGGUUCAACAUUCCACGGGUUGCCGAGUUCUAUGGAGCUACCGAAGGCAAUGCAAAUAUUGUUAACAUCGACAACACGGUGGGCGCCAUUGGAUUCGUAUCCCGAAUCAUUCCACAGGUGUAUCCCAUUUCGAUUAUCAGGGCGGACCCAGCUACAGGUGAUCCUAUCCGCGGUAAAAAUGGUUUAUGUCAGUUAUGCGAACCAAACGAGCCGGGAGUGUUCAUCGGUAAGAUUCUUCCCAAUAACCCAAGCCGGGCGUUCCUCGGGUACGUCGACAAGAAAGCUUCCGAGAAGAAGAUUGUUCGGGACAUAUUUAAAAAGGGCGAUGCCGCUUUCUUGUCGGGUGAUCUGCUUGUUGCUGAUGCGCGAGGCAAUCUUUUCUUCAAGGACCGAACCGGUGACACUUUCCGGUGGAAAGGAGAGAACGUUUCAACCAGCGAAGUUGAAGCUGAAGUCAGUAAUGCUUCCGGUUAUCGGGAUACCGUGGUAUACGGGGUGGAAAUCCCCAACAUGGAAGGGCGUGCAGGAAUGGCAGCUGUCUUGGAUCCGGAACGUCAAGUUGAUCUUGCAAAGCUGGCCCAGACAUUGAAAGAAACGCUUCCAUCCUAUGCGAGACCAAUGUUCGUGCGUCUUCUAACGAAGGUCGAUAUGACGGGAACCUUCAAGCUGAAAAAGCUCGAUCUACAGAAAGAAGGAUUCGACCCCAACGUGAUCGAGGAUGCACUUUUCUAUCUGUCGACGAAAGGAACGUACGAAAGCCUCACUAAGGAAGUCUUUGAACAGAUAAGCCGUGGCGAAAUUAGAUUUUAAGCUCUGACUGAGCCAACAGUUCCGGUUCUAGCAAACUCCAUCCUAUUCCGUGGCCGAUUCAUGAUGCUCAAUAGAUGCGCUUCCUUCUUCCUGUUCAUUCCGUCUAUAGUUUUGCAUGAUCCAACGAUUCCAUUAGUUUAUUCCUCCUGUAUCCGAUUAUAAGUAACUGUGAUAUCGCGUGAAAACGGAUGGAUCUAACUGGACAAAACGGUUGCGAACGCGAAGACUUUCCAGAAAUACUAACUCUGUCAGAUUCAAUGGCGCCAAUGAUAUUUUUUUUUAUCAAUAAUGUACGAGUAAUGAAUUGUCAGAUUAUAAUUUUCACUUUUUAUACACAAAUGUUCGACGGAGGAGAUCCCGAAGGCACGAGAGGCCACACGUUGUUACUAAUUUGCUAUAUGUUCGUGGCAGACAAUUAGUUUACAUUAGGAUUGCUUUCCUGUACUUAUACGUAUUUUUAGUAAGGCAACUGUUUGCAUUUAAGCAGAACAAAAGAGUAUAGAAGAACGAUGAACGAUAGAUAAAUGUUGUCUUAUAGAUAUGAUGUGGAAUAAAGUGGUUAUGUAUUUUGUAGCA
Messenger RNA from Armigeres subalbatus, 3244 nucleotides. Its product is annotated as long-chain fatty acid transport protein 4-like. Gene Ontology annotation, molecular function: long-chain fatty acid-CoA ligase activity; long-chain fatty acid transmembrane transporter activity. The transcript is spliced from 8 exons. Gene Ontology annotation, cellular component: endoplasmic reticulum. The record is from RefSeq and is a predicted model, not a curated record. Lineage: Eukaryota; Metazoa; Arthropoda; Insecta; Diptera; Culicidae. The coding region runs from base 521 to 2668 and encodes 715 amino acids. Gene Ontology annotation, biological process: triglyceride homeostasis.